Panonychus citri (citrus red mite) is the source of this 1606-nucleotide messenger RNA. Its product is annotated as blastula protease 10-like. Gene Ontology annotation, biological process: proteolysis. Bases 32 to 1480 code for a protein of 482 amino acids. NCBI's taxonomy places the organism in Eukaryota, Metazoa, Arthropoda, Arachnida, Trombidiformes, Tetranychidae. The transcript is spliced from 7 exons. The record is from RefSeq and is a predicted model, not a curated record. Gene Ontology annotation, molecular function: metalloendopeptidase activity; zinc ion binding.
UACUCUUUGAGUCUUAAUUUUUGUAUUAAUCAUGUUAAAAUUUUCAAUUAAAUAUUUACUAAUGUUUGUAUUGUACAACAACACAAUUAACUUUAAUUAUGUGUCAAAUCAAUCGUGGUUACCAUCUUUAAAUCAAUUUAGUAAAUUGUUUGAAAAGUUUGGCUCAUCGAUUUGGACACUUGGAAAAGUAGAAAACAAAAAUCAAACUAAACAAUCAACUGAUUGGUCUCGAUCACGACAAAUUAACUAUUGGAUUAACAAUCAAGUUCCUUACGUUUUUCAUUCAAGUUGUAAUCAAAAAUGUCGAUCUGCAAUUAGAGAGGCAAUUACUGAAUGGGAAAGAUACACAUGCAUUAGAUUCAUUGAUUGGGGAGAUGAUGAGCAAUUUGAUGAGGAUCAACAUCAACGAUUCUACAUCAGAUUUAGAGCUGAUCAAUCAGGUUGUUUUACAGUUUUCCGUAAAAAUAGUCGCCAUCUUGGACAAAGUGUCAAUUUAGGUGAAGGCUGUUUAACGAAAAUUAAAGUUCUACAUGAACUUGGACACGUACUCCAUUUGGAUCAUACUCAUGGUCGACCUGAUCGCGAUUUCUUCAUCGAUCUUAAAAGUGAUAAUAUUCAUCGAGGGUUCGAAGAUCAAUACGAACUACGUUCUGACCUUUGGGAGUCCGUUCCCUAUGAUUAUCGGUCAAUUAUGCAUUAUCAAUCAUCGGAUUUCAGUUUGUCACCUUUUAAGUUAAUCACCAUGUCCACAAGGAAACCUAAUCUUCAAUAUUUAAUUGAUCAACCACGAGUUGGAUUAUCUUUUUAUGAUAUUAAACAAGUUAAUCUAAUGUAUAAUUGUUCAUCAACCUGUUCAUUAAAUCAUCAAUCUUUAUGUCAUAAUCAAGGGAUCAUUUUACCAAAUUUAUCAAAUUAUCAUCAUUUUGGUGGAUUAAUUAAUGAAACUUUCAAUAAUGAUCUUGAUGAUUUAGUUAAUGAGAUUGAUGAUGAUGAUGAUGGUGGUAAUUGUUUAUGUCUCUGUCCACCUGAUUAUACUGGACCAAGAUGUGAAAUAUCAAAAUAUAAUAUCACCAAAGAUUAUCAAUUUGAUCAAAUGGUCAAGCGAUCAGGGGCCAAUGCCUGCGGGGAAAUCCUUAAAUCCGAGGGAUUAAUCCAAACAAUGGAUUAUCCCAAACGGAUUAAACCCUUUGACAGUUGUAGUUGGAUAAUCAAUGCACCUAAAGGUUAUCGGAUUGAAUUAACUUUCAACGAUUUCUGGUUUGAUGAACCAACGACUUACCUUGAUUAUUAUACUAAUCGUUGUGUCUAUGAACGAGUUGAAAUAAGAUGUAAAGAUCCGUAUGAACCUGAGAUGUAUUGUGGAAGACAAUUAAACAAUACUGUUAUCAUUUCCAAAAGUAAUUACUUAAUUAUUAAUGUCAUCGCUGGUUCCUCUAUGAUUGGAAGAGGAUUUUCUGGUCGAUAUAAAUUUAUACCUUAAAUUGUUAUCAGUCAUUUAAACAAAUAUUUAUUAAUUCAAUAGCAUUUUAAUUGUGAUCAAUUUUCAAUCCUAACUGUGAUCCCUGUCAAUGAACCCAAAACAAAAUAAAUUAACCACCAAAUUAUA